Amoebophrya sp. A25 is the source of this 216-nucleotide messenger RNA. NCBI's taxonomy places the organism in Eukaryota, Dinophyceae, Syndiniales, Amoebophryaceae. The record is from the annotation of a GenBank genome assembly.
GCCCUGUCUUACCACAGCUAUAUCAUACUACACCGCAAAGGUUUUUUUUUGGCUCUAUUUUUUUGAAUUCCAAAGUGAAGGAACUUACUCACCCGUGUUUAUCUUUUUGACACCCGUACGGCCACUCGCGUGAUUUGGUGUCUAUAACAAAGUAAAAACAGAAGUCCUUAACUUAAAGCCACUGCUGCCCUUACAGCAGACACCCCUAGUACGUCC